This is a messenger RNA of Drosophila montana, 1710 nucleotides long. Its product is annotated as transcription factor SPT20 homolog. The record is from RefSeq and is a predicted model, not a curated record. Lineage: Eukaryota; Metazoa; Arthropoda; Insecta; Diptera; Drosophilidae. The transcript has 3 exons. Bases 1 to 1710 code for a protein of 569 amino acids.
AUGCCCAUCCAGCACGAGCAGCAGCAACAGCAGCCAUCAACCGUCAAUAAGCGUCAACACGGAACGCAUAACGUGGUGUCCAAGCAGCAGCACCAGAAGAUGCAAACCAACAUUGCCAACUCAACGAUUACAUAUAGUCAGGUGACCAGCGGGCGAGUCAAUCCUGGUCGGGUGCAUAAUCCGUCCACACAACACCUCCACAAAUUCCAGAAGAAUCUUCAGAUGGAACAAGAGGAACAGCGCCAGAAAAUCCAAUCAGGAACAGAGAAGGCUCCAAACACACCAGGCGCAAGUUAUCAGCAGCAGCAGCAGCAGAAGCAACAUAAAAAUAAGCAACAGCAACAAAAAGAAAGCCAAGAGCUGGUCAAUAAUUCAGCCAUUAAUGCAUUAAACAGCAAUAUGGCAGCAAUUAUGCAAAUGACCAUUAAAUUGGACCAAACCAAACCCACCAAAAAUCAGCCUACUCAGUUGCCUACAUGGCAGCAGCAGCAUCAUCAACUCCAAUAUGGCAUUUGGCAGCCCAUCCACCAUGAUCAGCAUCAGCUGCAAAAGCAGCUCCCAGCUGAACAGCGACAACAUCCAUUGGUCCAGCAAUCUGCCAUAUGGGGGCAGCAGAACCAGCGACAGUGGUCGACGAUAGACAACAUGGUCAACAAUGAUCAUCAAAUGCAGCAAACAAUACAGCAGCCUGACCUUUGGGGGCAUCAGCUGCAGCGACAAUGGUCUAUGGUGGCUAAAACUGCCUCCUUUGGCCAACAGAAUCAUCAGCCAAUACAGCUGCCCCAACACAUAGGCGUGCAGCUACAGAAACAUCGAUUGACGGUCACCAAGACAGUCUUAUCAGACCGCCACACGUAUCCGCCAAUCCAGCUGCACGCCUACGUGCCGGAGCAGCUACAGAAGCUAUGGCACCCGUCAAAUCUGCAGCCUGUCCUUUGGGGGCAGCACAGUCAGCAGCAACAGCCGAUGGCAGCCACCACGCCCACAUACGGGCACAUCCAGCACCCGUCAAAUCUGCAGCCUGUCCUUUGGGGGCAGCAGCAACAGCCGAUGGCAGCCACCACGCCCACAUACUGGCACAUCCAGCACCCGUCAAAUCUGCAGCCUGUCCUUUGGGGGCAGCAAGCACAGCAGCACUGGUCAAUGGAAGCCAGCAUGGCCUCCUAUGGUCACCAGCAACGCCCGCCAAAUCUGCAGACUCUCCUUAGGGGUCAGCAACAGCCGAUGGCAGCCACCACGCCCACAUACGGGCACAUCCAGCACCCGUCAAAUUUGCAGCCUGUCCUUUGGGGGCAGCAAGCACAGCAGCACUGGUCAAUGGAAGCCAGCCUGGCCUCCUAUGGUCACCAGCAACGCCCGCCAAACCUGCAGACUCUCCUAAGGGGUCAGCAACAGCCGAUGGCAGCCACCACGCCCACAUACGGGCACAUGCAAGAGCCGCAAAAUCCGCAGAUUCUUCCUAAGGACAAGCAGGCACAGCAGCAGCGAUCGAUGGUGUCCCUAAUGGACGCCCUUGGCACGAAAAAGCAGCCGCCAAUUCAGCAUCCUGUCCUUAAGGGGCAGCAGCUUCUCCAGCAAUGGGACAUUGUUGUCAAAAUGGCCUCCCUUGGCCAGGCGCAGCUACUCCAAAAUGUGCAGAAUGCCCAGCCGGCCAAGCAGGCUGGUGAUAACAUCGACAUUGGUCAAGAUCAAACUGUCCCCCUUUGGUAG